GACUCGCGAGCAGCACAGAGAGAACCAGCUGGUUCUGCUGGUUCUGUCGGACCCCCACGGCGGUCCCGCGAGCCCCCCCCCACCCCCCACCCCCCCUUCAGCAUGGCGGAGCGGCAGGACCACGAGGUGGAGGAGGCGGACCACGUGUACCUGCUGAUGAAGGAGGACUACCGGAUCUCCAGGAACGUCCGUCUGGCCUGGUUCCUCAGUCGGCUCAACCAGGUGGUGUGUCCGGCCUCCGGGCCCCAAGUGCUGACCUCGGAAAACGAGCUGGACCUGCUGAGCGUCUUACCCAAAGGAUGGCAGGCGGAACUGCCCUCCUGCCCGGCCCCGCCCCCAGCCCCGGCCCCGCCCCCGCCCCCCUGCAGACUGACGCCGUCCACCCGAGCCACCUUCCUGGCCCGGCGGUACCGCUUCAUCAUCGAGCUGGACCUGAGCCCCUCCACAGGGAUCGUGGACGACAGCACUGGGGAGAUGAUCUUUGACGAGGUGUUCCACGCCCUGUCCCGGUGCCUCUCCGGCCUGGCCCAGCCGUUUCAGGUCCCCGGAACUGAUCAGCUGUUCAAGCCCAAGAUCUUCAUCACCAUCCUGGCGUACUCGUCCAUCAUCGGCCUCGCCUCUCACCAGGUUCUGGUCCAAGGGUGUCAGCUGGACCGGACGGACCUGGACGAGUUCCUGCUGCACAUCUACCAGCAGCUCAAGGCUCUGGAGAGCAACAUCGCCGACGUCCUCCACCAACAGCGCGAGCACGCCGCCCCCGCCAACGCCGACGACCCGCCGCCGCACAGGAGGCAAGGCGUCGCCAUGGUACCCGCCGACAUGGGGCUCGUCAGCAUGGUCCGACAGGGGAUCCUCGCCCUGCAGCUGCUGCCCCCCAACUCCAGCGCAGGCGUCAUCAUCAUCACCGACGGCGUGACGAGCGUCCCCGACGUGGCCGUUUGCGAGGCCCUGCUCAACCAGCUCCGGAGUGGAACCAUCGCCUGCUCGUUCGUGCAGGUGGGCGGAGCCUACUCCUACGACUGCAGCUUCGGCUACAUCCCCAACGUGGAGCUGAUGAAGUUCAUCUCGCUGGCCACCUUCGGCUCGUACCUGGCCAGCUGCCCCGCGGUGGCGCCGGGCAGCCGCGACAUGAACGCCUACCACCGGGCCUUCCUCACCUACUCCUUCCUGAAGACCCCCGAGUCGCUCAACGCCGAGUACUUCUGCGUCCCCCAGCACAGGCUGUUCAACGAGCACCUGGUCUCGGCCAGCGGGAACCCGGCGCUGGUCAUGAGGCGGAAGAAGCACACGGAGAAGGAGGUCCACGCCCACCUGGUCAGCGUGGUGUCGGUGCGCCUGAGGGAGGGCUACACCAUCAGGGAGAUCAGCCUGGCCAAAGGCGGGACCCAGCUGGAGGUGAAGCUGGUGCUGCUCUGGAAGCACAACAUGCACAUCGAGUACCUGGCGGCGGCGCCGUGGCCGCUGGACGGCGGCCAGCGCAGCACGCGGGUGGAGGUGACCAUGGAGGGCAGCUACGACAUCCUGCACGACAUCAGCUGCACCCAGCGCAAGCCCAUCACCAGCCCCUACCGCACCUCGGUCAUCCGCCGCUUCUGGAACACGCUGCAGAGUAUAAACCAGACGGACCAGAUGCUGGUCCACCUCCAGUCCUUCAACUCGGCUCCAGAGAACUACACCCUCCCCGAGAGCACCAAGAAUGGCGUCCCGCUCUUCUACAUCCCCCCCGGCUCCACCACCCCGGUGCCGUCCCUGCAGCACAGCGGCUCCCAGUCCCAGUUCUCGUCCUACUGGAAGCCCAUCCUGUCCAUGGACGCCACCUUCUGGCAGCGCUGGCUGCACAUGCACCGGCUGGCCCUCAUCCUGGAGCACGACACGCCCGUCCCCAAGCACCUCCACACGCCGGGGAACAACGGGCGCUACGGCACCAUCCAGUGCCGCAUCGCCCACUCCGCCCUGACGUCGCUGCUGAGGGACUGCAGCAGCUUCGUGCUGGUGGAGGGCUACGCCUACGUCACGCUCAUCUGCAGCUCCCCAGAUCAGCCCCCCAGCUCCUUCUACCUGGUCCGCCUCAUCUCCAAGACCCCCUGCAUGGUUCUCCGCCUUGGGUUCCCCAUCGGAACGCCGGCCCACAUCAGGAACAAGAUCGUGGACGGGCUCCGGGAGCAGAUCCUCCAGCUGCGCUUCCCCCACCGCGUCCAGAGCAAAGAGGCCACGCCCAAAACCAAGAGGAGGGCGGGGCCCCAGCCCUCCCCCUCCAGGUCCCCCUCCGCCCCCCCCCUCAAGCCGCCGCUGUCCGACCGGCCCUGUGUGGUGGUCCUCAACAAGCCCCUGGAGAAGCUGCUCAUCAGGUACGAGAAGCUCCCGGCGGACUUCCGGACGCCGUCCCUCUUCAGCGCGGACAGCUGCCCCGCCCCCUCCGGCCGCGCCGCCUCCUCCACCCUGGCGUCGCUGUCGCGCUACUUCCUCCACCGGCGGUGGGUGUGGGCGGCGCCCAGCGGGCCCGGCCCGGCCGCCGCCCACGUGCACGCCGCCGCCCACGUGCUCGCCAUGCUGUCCGAGAUCCGCCUGUCGGAGGGAUUCCACUUCGCCUCCAGCGCCGAGGGAAUCAUCAACAUGGUGAUGGAGCUGCCCAUGGAGGCCGACGCCUCCACCCGGCCCGCUCCCGCACCCCUCCCGGACCGGGAGCAGCACCUGUGCACCGUGCAGUACGUCCUGUUCCCGCCGCACGCCGCCUCCACCAAGGACAGCUUCUCCACCGACGAGGACGACGGCGGCGAGGCGGACGCCGCCGACGAGCUCAGCCUGGUGACGGAGUGCUGGGUGGAGCCGCAGAGCGGGACGGCCACCGACCGCCACCGCCACCUGGAGGGCCUGGAGUACCACCAGAUCCCCGAUGCGAUCUUUCCCAGAGACCUGGUCUGCAUGUCGACCCUGAUGACUUUCGAGUACCUGAGCCAGAUGUGUCACUUUAAGGAUCACAGCUGUGCUCCGCCCACAAGGGUCAAGAUGACUUCAGACUCCGCCCACCCAGACGACAGCAUCCACACGGUGCCGUUCCAGUUCAACCUGAUGCAGCUGCUGCCCAGAUGUCAGCAGGCGGAGCUCCUCUUCGCCACCUUUGGCCCGCCGUCGGAUGGCGGCGAGCCCCCGCCCGCCGAGCCCAACGAGCUCCUGCUGGCGCUGUUCCACGGCAGCGUGGAGCGCGAGCUGAGCGACCGCCGCGUGCCGCUGGCGGACGGCGAUCACGCCGCCCUGGUGCGCCACAUCGUGGAGCGGGAGCGGGACGGCCACGCGCCGCCGUUCGGAGACGACGCCGUGAUGUCAUUCCACACCGCAGGAAGCUGUAAAGAGGUCAUGGGGUCAACCAGCACGCUGCAGAGUUGCAGCGAUGGCGUCCGGCUGGAGGAGGAGACCGGCUGCCCCGCCCCUCAGUGGCGGUGCUACGUCAGGGCGGUGGGCCCCCAGCAGCUCCUGCUCACCUUCCUGCCCUCCACCUUUGCGGACGUGGUGGCGCUGGCGGAGUCCCGGCCGGAAGCGGAGGCGGAGCCCCGCCCGAUUGGGCGGGGCCUGCUCACCUGCCCGGUCUACGUCUACAGCUGCCUGCUGGAGCAGCUGAAGGAGCAGUUGGUGCAGCCCGCCUCCGCCCGCCGGCCUCGGGACGUCUUCUUCAGGUCUCCGCCCCUGGAGCGCGGCGGGCCGCCGCCCUGGAGCGACGCCCACAAGCAGAAGGAGCCGGCCAACCACUGCAGUCUGCUGACGGAGCACUUCCACCACAGCUAUGUCAAAGGGUUGUACCGGAGCCUCCAGCAGGGCCUGGCCGUGGCUCCCCAGGACGUCCUGGUGGCCGUAGACUACUGCGAGGAGUCUCUGCAGGAAGUGGACGUCGGCGCCUUCCUGCGGGCGCUCUGCGGACACGCCCGCCACGGUAGCGGCGGCGGGGGCGAGUGGCGGCGAGCUGCAAGUGAGCCGGACGUUCCCGAGGUUCCGCUGCCCCGAUGCGAAGCCUACCCCAACCUGCACGCCGUCAUCCAGGACAAGUUCUCGUCCAUCCUGUCCCGGUUCUUCCGGAGCGUUCCGUCCAGUCCUCACUUCUUCUUCUACUGUCCCCCGUCCUCCAAGAAGGACUCGGAGGACGGAGAACCUUGCUGGCGGCCCGGCGAGGAGCCGCUGUCCGAGGCGGAGCCGGCGACCGAGGACGAAAGCCCGUCCGGCGGCGGCGUGCUGACGGAGAGCGACACCGAGCUGGUGGUGGAGUACGAGGACCUGUCCCGGUCCCCGUCGGAGUCCGACACCGUCCACCGGGACCAGGACUCCUUCAGCAGCCCGGACGGGGAGGCGGAGUCUCUGCUGGAGGCGGAGCCUCCGCCCGACCUGCCGCCCAUGUUCCUCCACCUCACCUGCUCCGUCAGCAACAAGAGCCGCCACGGCUCCGCCCCCGUCCGGACGCUGCCCACCUGCCUGGGCGAGCUGAUCUCCGGCCUGGAGAACGCGGCGGCGUUCGGCUCGGCGGACCCGGCCGAGCUGUCCGUCACGCUGGACGUCUACGUGCUGACGCUGCCGCCGGAGAUCGAGGCGACGUCCGACUUCCACCACGACAGAUACCCGUCAGAGAGCAGCGUGUCCCUGAACCGCUCGCCGGGGCUGGAGGAGGGCGGAGCCGACAGCGUCUCGGCCGACCCCUUCUCCAGGCUGCCCCUCCCCCACAAGCUGGCGGUCCUCGCCACCACGGACGAGAUCCGCUGGCUCCUGGAGGACGAGAUGGUGUCGGCGCUGCGGCGCCCGCCGGCCGCCGUGGACGCGGCGGCGCUCCGCACGGUGGCGGAGCACAUCCUGCGCUCGGCCGGCCGCCCCCACUGCCGCUGCGAGGACGUCCCGCUGCAGUUCGUCUUCGGUUCCGAGCAGUCCCUGGAGAAGUUCAAAGAGGAGUUCCGCCGGCUGGCGUUCCCCGGCUACGCGCUGAACGGCGUGGAGGAAGGGUUCUACUACAUGUCCCGCCACCGGAUCCACAAACACGCCGCCGUCGCUGCCCCCCCGGGGUUCCCCGAGGCGCCAGAUGCCGUCGUCGUCCCCGCCGAGCCCACUUCGCCUCCCGAGACGCCGUCCGGCGCCGGCCUGGCCGAGGUGGUGCCGUCCGCCUGUCAUGGCCCCAGCAGGCUCCAGAGCGUGGUCUCCAGCCAGGGCAGCGUGGACUCCGACAUGCAGGGCUACGACGGCGGCAGCAGCGACUCGGACGGCGGCAGCCCGGCGCCCGACGAGCCCGACUGGCGCUCGCCGCCCAUGCCCGACUUCUGGCUGAUGGUGGAGAUCCUCCAGGACCGGGUCAAGGUCUACUCCCACUCCAGGAGCUCCGCCCCCCAGGAGGCGGAGCCUCCGGCCGAGCACCUGCAGCUGCACCACGCCGUGGUGCGCCGGGUCGGGGACAUCUGUCGAACCGUCAAUCAGAUCCUGCUCCUGCAGGACCUCCAUGACAGCCACAUCUGUAACACCCUGCUGGUGGCCGAGAGCGAGGACGACAUCUGGAAGCCCGAGUCUGUGUACCGGCAGAGGCUCAACGUGUCUGACGACUACAGCGCAGAGGAGAGCUACCCGGCCCGGGACUACCUGGCGGCCACCAUGCAGUUCAUGCCGGGACACUUCUCCUGCGACGUGGUGUGGAGGACGGUCAUCCCCGUCCACCCCCGCCUCAAGAUGUCGCCCAACAUGGCCGUGCCCAGAGCCAUGCAGGCGCUGCGCUCCGUCCUCAACUCGUUCUGCGUGGUCAACAGGAAGAACAUGUUCGUCUACCAGGAGCGCUCCACCAAGUCCGUCUUCUACCUGCGGCUGUGCGAGACGUCGCUGCCGGAGGCGUCCCCCGACGCCGACGCCGCCCCCCCGCCGGGGCCCCGGUCCGGCCUGGCUCGGAGCCAGGAGCCGUGGAGUCCCGAGGAGCCGGACGGGUCCCGCUCAGUCGGACAGGUGGACAAGCACAUCCUGCUGCUGGUGCACGGCGUGGGCAGCGCAGGUCCGGAGAUCACCGACGAGCUGCUGAAGGUCCUGCGGAAGCGUCUGGACGAGACCACGCUGGACAUCAUCACCGUCAUGCUGGUCCGCAACUGCAAGCUGACCCCGGCCGACGUGGAGUUCAUCCAGCCGGCGGGCUCGCCGUCCACAGAGGUCAUGACCUUCCGCCUGCCGCCGUGGCUCCGCCCCCGCCUGCCGGCCGCGGCUCACUACCUCCGUCAGAACCUGCUCAUCUUCCUCCACCUGCCCAAGUACACCGACAACAACACGGCGCACCACUUCAAGCAUUACCUCCACCUGAGUGGCGACGCGGCUGACGGGAAGAUCUUCCUGUACAACAAACCGGGAGGCCAAGGAACCGGAGGGAAAGGCAUCGCGUGCAUCACCCUGUCCUUUGUUGACGCCCACGGCCGGCCCCUCCAGGACGCCGCCCCCGCCCAGAGGCCGGAGCGCGGCGCCGCCCCGCUCCACCCGGACCACUUCGAAGAGCUCACCGCCGUGUCGGCGGCGGCGGCGGCGGCGGCGGCGGACCCGGCUGACGGCGAGCUCCUGGUGCGCUUCGAUGUGUGGGAGCAGGGGAACGUCAGCCCGUCGCAGCUGAGCGAGAAGCUGCAGGCGGCGCUGCGCCACGCCCUGGCCGACCUGGUGAUGGAGCUGCGGGUGCUGCCCCACCCGCUGUGCACGGGCGCAGGCCAGAAAGAGGUCAAAGGUCACGGCUCGCCCGAGGACCGAGACGGGAAGGAAGGCCUCCAGCAGCGGACCGGCUCGCGGAUCAUCCAGCCGGCGGGGGCCGGACUCUUUGUCGGGGGCGGGGCCAAUCCCGAAUCGACCACGCCCACUGGGAAGAGCACCCGCCGGAGCUUCUGGGACAUCCUGAGCAAACCCGAGUCGGCAGAACUGGGCAGUCCGAAGACCACCGAUGACAUCGUGCCGGAGCGAGGCGAGGAGGGCCGAGCGGCGCGGCGGCGCCACAAGACGGAGAGCGUGAAGCAGCAGUGGAGCCUGGAGAGACCGGUGGAACCGGAGCAGAACCAGCGGCGGGCCAGCCGGACUCUGCUGGACCAGGGCCUCACCGGAAACCUGCACCCGGUCUACCAGGACACCUGCGAGUCCUGGAUCACCUUUAUGGUGAAACUCGGGUGUCCCUCCAUCCAGCACUGCUCCACUCAGGUCUCUGCUCACUUCCUGGUUCCUUCAGUCCUCAGCGAGAUCAUGAGUCUGGUCUCUUCUCUGGCCGGUGACACCACGGUCAAGGCCUUCAGUGCUCCUCCGUCGGCGGGCGUCUUCCUCCCGUUCUCUCUGGACCAGAACCCGGUUCUUCCCCCUCUCUCGCCCCAGAGCGUCAUCCUGAUCGGCCGUAACUUCCAGCAGUGGUCCUGCAGCUCGGAGCCAGACGACAGUCCGGACGAGGAGAACGCCGCGGCACACCAUCGCUUCAUCCCUCAUAAAGGUCUACAGCGCUUCGAGGCUCUGGAGCACUGCGACGGACCGGGACCGGGACCGGGACCGGGACCAGGACCGGGACCGGGACCGACGCCGACCGGGGAAUCAUUCGGGCCCAGGCAGCGCUUCCUGUUCAUCAGUGUCCGCAACAAGAAGGUGGCGCUGUACAGCUACAACUGGUCGGUGGACCUGGGCGUGUCUCUGAACCGGGAGCUGGCGCGCCUGGUGAAGUGGCAGAACGCCCGGGCCCACGUGCUGCACUGCCUGCUCCACCAGAAGAUGGGGCUGUUCCACCACUACUGCUUCUCCGACGCGCCCGCCCACCACAUCCACUCCGAGCAGGACCCCAAUCCGUUCCUGGGCCCCUCCAUGGAGCCGGACGCCCUGCUGCGCAGCGCCGUGCCGCCGCUCCCCAGCAAGGACCCGGGCCGGCUGGCGGCGGCGGGGCGGAGCCUGGCGCCGCUGCACUUCCCGUCGGAGCUCCUCCCCUUCGACGAGGCGCUCCGGGAUGUGUGCGCGGUGCGCGGCCUGCCGGACGGCGACGCCGUGGCCCGGCACGGAGGCCAGCUGCUGGAGACCAAGGCCGCCGAGCGCAGAGAGCUGGAGAAGCAGAUGAAGAUCGAGAACCUGUUCGUCACGUGGCAGCAGCGGUCGGCUCAGUCCAACAUGCCCAUCUCGGCGGCAGACCUGGAGACCCUGAAACAGUCGUCCAGGCUGGUCCACUAUUGCGCCACGCCCCUCCUGUUUGACCCCGCCUUCCGCCGGCAGAUCCAGGAGGAGCAGGCUCCGGGCAAGAAGCGUCACCGGUCCAACGACUCGGCGGCGUCGGGCCGGGACCGCAGCCACAGCGGCGACUCCGGCGACAUCCCGCCGGGCCGGCCCAAGGAGGAACCCUGGCUGCUGGAGAUCUGCUCCACGUUCCUGCAGCAGUACGUCCAGUACCUGCAGAGCCUGGGCUUCAUCCUGGUCCAGGUCCGGCCCCAGAGCCCGGCCCGCAGCAUCGCCCGAGCCCGAGCCGCCCUGCUGAGCUCCACCGAGGGCCGCAUGUCGUUCUCCUACGUGAAGCAGAAGAGCGAGGAGAGCAGCCCCAAGAUGACGGUGUCGGGCACCACCGCGUAUCACCUCCAGAGGGCUCUGCCGGGCGGCAUCGUGCUGAUGGAGUUAGCUUUUCAGGGUUCUUACUUCUGCGUCAAGCAGUACGCUCUGGAAUGCUCCCGCAUCCCCAUGGGCCAGACGGUCAACUCGCAGGGCGGCCUCCUCGCCAAACCUCGUUGCAAGCCGUUCCCGGACGGCGCGCCGGUGUCUGACUGUGCGCUGUCCAUGAUCUUCACCGAGGAGUGCGACCGGGUCCGGGACCUGAUGCACCUGCACCCCUUCAGCCACGACUUCCACCUGCGGGUGGCGCACCAGCACCUGCUGGGCCUGCAGCCGCUGCGGCCGGGCUACCAGCUGCACCUCUUCCUGGACCACUUCCUGGAGCGGCCGCCCGACGGCGGCGGCGGCGGCGGGGCCCGCUUCUCCAGGAACCACGUCUGCCAGGGAACGUUCUCCGCCUCCACCGGCUCCACGUCGGCCCACCAGCUGUACAACUACGUGACGGACCACGCCGGCUCCUACGGCCUCAAGCCGCUGCGCAUGUCCCGGACGUCCGGCGGCGCCGACGGGAAGAACGAGUACGCGCUGGUGUCCCUGUGGACCAGCUCGGGCUCCUACCGGGACCCGGAGGGCCUGCAGAACCACGACGACUUCGACGUGUCGCUGGUGGCGUUCCACGACGCGGCGCCCUUCGAGGAGCAGGCGGACGGCGAGCGCAACCUGCUCCGGCUGCGGUUCUACGUGGUCCUGACCAGCCAGCGGGAGCUGUUCCCCCGCCUGACGGCCGACAUGCGGCGCUUCCGGAAGCUCCCCGUCCACCGCGAGGAGAACCCGGAGAGCCCGGACCCGCCCCCGGAGGGCCGGUCCCGCGUGCCGCCGCCGCCACCGCCGCCCACGUCCCCGCUCCUCCAGAACGAGGCGGCGGCGGCGCGGCGCCUGAUCCAGGGCGCGGUGGAGCAGGCGCUGGGCCACUGUCGCCGCGACAACCUGUGGAGGCGGCUGUUCCACGGAGAGCACGCCCCGGAGCGCCUCAAGCUGCACCGGCUGACGUUCGGCGAGCUGCAGGAGCUGCUGGAGAACGUCCAGAGCUGCUCGGUGGGGGACGUCGACCCGCAGCUGGAGGGGUUCCUCACCAUGAACCCGGCCUGGUACCAGAGCCUCAUCAAGGUCCUGCUGAACCGGUUCCCUCAGAGCUGCAGACACUUCGACGACGGCGGCGGCGUGCAGUACCUGGCCGUGCUGAACCAGAAGUUCACCGACUGCUUCGUCCUGGUCUUCCUGGACUCUCCGGCGGGGAACACGAGCCUGAAGGUGGUGUUCCGCGAGCCGCUGCCGCCGCCGCCGCCGGCCCCCGGGGGGAACCCGCCCCCCCAGCUGGUGUCCAUGUUCCACCACCUGGAGUCCGUCAUCAACGCCGCCUGCUUCAACCUGUGGACCGGCCUGCUGUGAGCCGGCGCCGGUCUCCCCCCCCUCCCCCCGGCUGUGUAGAUAUUUAUAUAUA
This is a messenger RNA of Salarias fasciatus (jewelled blenny), 10039 nucleotides long. RefSeq names its product SZT2 subunit of KICSTOR complex (gene szt2). The transcript is spliced from 53 exons. The record is from RefSeq and is a predicted model, not a curated record. Gene Ontology annotation, cellular component: peroxisome. NCBI's taxonomy places the organism in Eukaryota, Metazoa, Chordata, Actinopteri, Blenniiformes, Blenniidae. The coding region runs from base 103 to 9987 and encodes 3294 amino acids.